Molecule: messenger RNA, 1038 nt
Organism: Argiope bruennichi
Lineage: Eukaryota; Metazoa; Arthropoda; Arachnida; Araneae; Araneidae
Exons: 6
Coding region: 1-1038 (345 amino acids)
Source: RefSeq, a predicted model, not a curated record
AUGCUUUUGCAUAAUGUUUUAGUCGUUGGAAAAGGAGGCAACUACGCCGUGCUUCGAGGAUCAAGUUUGAGGCUCAGCUGCCUCCCCAAAGAGACCGAACCACAAGAGCUGAGAGAAGCUGGCAACUCGUACAACUGGACAGACCAAGCAGGCAGGGAGUUGAUCGACGCUCGUUUCAUCAAGUUGGACAGUGGUGACCUGGAGAUCGUCAACGCGCAUGUAGGAGACAGCGGUAUCUACAAAUGCACUGUUCAGUCUUCAGCCAAAGCAGUGUCUCCACCACCGAAAAAAGUUUAUGAACACAAGCUAAUCGUAUACGAGCUGUCUGGGCACAAGUUUGUGACGACCGUCUUCAUCGAUAUGUCGAAGUACAGUAAGGAAGUGAUGCUGUCCAUGCUGAGGGACUUGCUUGCGAUUCGAGUGUGCGCACAAGACUUUUGCUCCCCAGGUCACAUCAGAGUGGUGAAAUGUGAAUUAUCAGAAACGAAGCAAGAAGUCUGCCAAUUCUCCAUCGCUUACGAAGCCAUAUCUCAGCUGGCGGAUGAGCGAUGUGAUGAAGAGUGUGUUCGAGCGAAAAUGUUCGAUGGACUCAAAAAAGCCGAAAAAAUACUGCAAACCGAGUUCAUGAAAAUGUAUGAAAACCCACUGGGACGAAUUAAAGCCGACAUGAAAACAUUCGACACUCACCACCUGAUAACAUGUCGAGGUGGCUUCCAUUUAGUAAAAUCACACUAUAAGCGAUGCUUUCCAUGUCUCCCCGGCUACUAUAGCGAACCCAACAGCAUCAAUUGCAGCCUAUGCAACAUUGGCUAUUAUCAAGAACACUACGGGAAGCACGAGUGCGAUAAAUGUGACGAAGACAAGACGACAGAAACCAUGGGAGCGAAAUCCAAAGACGAGUGCGUCAGUCAAGCAACAUUGAUCGCUUUCGAUAAAUCUAGUGAAAUUGAGAAAACGCCUUCACGCCUUGUUCUCCACUUAUCAAUUAUGGUGUAUCUGGCUAUGGGCCCAACAUGGCUGUCCCAAGACCCAAACUAA